This is a messenger RNA of Aspergillus tanneri, 1296 nucleotides long. Its product is annotated as fungal specific transcription factor domain-containing protein. Bases 1 to 1296 code for a protein of 431 amino acids. Gene Ontology annotation, molecular function: DNA binding; zinc ion binding. Gene Ontology annotation, biological process: DNA-templated transcription. The record is from RefSeq and is a predicted model, not a curated record. NCBI's taxonomy places the organism in Eukaryota, Fungi, Ascomycota, Eurotiomycetes, Eurotiales, Aspergillaceae. The transcript is spliced from 4 exons. Gene Ontology annotation, cellular component: nucleus.
AUGCCUCCACCGCUUGAUUCUCUGCCACCAAUGAUUCCCAAUGAGAAUGCCGAGACCGCUCAGGCCCAUGCAGGAAUGGAUUCACUUGGCCUACUAAGCCCUUCUUUGGAAGACAUAAUCACCGACUUGAUGCAUGCAGACCUGGACCAACUCUAUUUGGAUAGGAUCCACCGCCUGGUUCCUAUUUUAAAUCGUCAACGUUACUUCUCAUGGACAAGAUCGCCAGCCAAGACAGAUGAACAGAUAUGCCUCCAGUAUACUAUGUGGACAUUGGUCGUCUCCCAGUCCACGCAGCUUCAACAUCUCCGCGAGGCAUUUUACCAGCAUACGUGCUCCCUACUCGAUAAGUUGACCGCUCAAGAUACGAUUGCACUACAGAUUGAGUACGCACAAGCAUGUAUUUUGAUUGUCUAUUAUGACCUCAUGAAAGAGAACUUUCGGCGUGGCUGGAUCAGCGCCGGCCGUUGUAUCCGCGUUGUCCAGCUUAUGCGCCUCUUCGAGGUUGACCGGCCCCAAGGUAAAAGCGACCACCAGGAUUGGAUUGAACACGAGGAAAAGCGACGGGCAUUCUGGAUUGCAUACUCAUUGGAUAUCUUCAUUAGCUUGCGAGGUGAAUGGCCCCUCAGCCUCUCGGGCUAUACGGCCUUCGUCCGGCUCCCAGCUCCGGAGAAAAACUUUGAUAACAAUCAAUAUGUAGAAAUGCCCUUCCUGGGCACAGUUCUUUCGAAUACGACUCCUUGUGUGCUUUCGCCGUUUGCCGAGUCGAUUAUCUUCGCUACCUUAAUUCGACGCAUUAGCGCUCCCAUCUGGGAGCCCAGAGAGGAAGAUAGUCCCAGCGAUGCCCCAAGUCCUUUGAGUGGAAAUAAGGAAUCGCUCAGCAAUACUCUCAGAAUUCGAUUGAAGGCAUUGACGUUCAAGUAUCAAGACGCCCACCUACCUUUUUCGGACGAUCCCAUGGAAAUUUUCGCCUUGAUGAUCGCACAGUCGAGUGCCUUGCAUCUUUAUGGCUCUCGGAAAUCGUUUGGAAAAACUCCAGACAAUGGUCAAAAUUCCACACUGGCCUUGCAAUAUGAAGCCCAGAUGGCUUCACAAGAAAUUUCGAAUCUUUCAAUAUCAAUUUUUCACCUGAGUCCUUUCAAGAUUCACCCAUUCACUCCCAUGGUACUUGCCAAGUGCAUUGAGUUCUAUAAAUCCAAUCAAGAUUUGGAUGAACUUACAUACCCAGCCGUCCAGCAGAUGUGUGAUCUACUGAAGGAUAUAAGCAAAGUGAACAAUAUUGCUCUGGGAUAUCUAUAG